AUGGGUUUUUUUACAACGAAUGAACAUGAGGAGACAUUGCAGUUAAUUCUUGAAAGAUACAACAUUACCAAAGCCAGUAAUCUAUUUGACUUUGCAUCUUCGAAAAAGUGGCGAUCAACAACAUCAAAAGAGGAGGGAGAGAUUAUUCAAACAUCAUCGAAUGAAGAAAAAGAAGAGGGUGAACUGUCAUCAAGUAGUAGCGAAGAGGAGAUUUGUGACAGUCCAACAAGAACAAGGCACAAAAUGAAAAAUAUUGCUUUUCAUUUUGAGGAAAGUGAUAAUGAGCCUCCCGAAAAAAGAAGAAAAGAACUGGAAUGUGAAACUGAGGAAGAAAUUGACGAAACGCCUGGGGAUGACGUGUCUUCAAAUGGAGAAGAGAAGGUGCUAUUUUCGGUGUCUUUCCCUGAUUUUGUAUUUUUAGUUGUUACACAUUUAUAUUUGAAGGAAAUAGAAACACUUUCUGAAAGUAAGUAUUAUUCUGACAAGAAGAACAAAAAGUGGCAAAGACGAUACAAGCGAUGCCCUCAGUGCAAAGGACAAUUCAAGUAUUUAUCAUCUCAUUUAAAAAAAUACCACAAAAUGUCCAAGCGUCGUGCACAAACGUUGGCCUCAAAGCACAGAGCUUUAAAAGAUAAUCCAAAAUCUGCAAGACAACGAAAAACUAAAUGUCCUGUUAUAAACUGUGAAAAAACUCUAAUUAGACUUGACAAACACCUAAUUAAUUUUCAUCGCUUUCAAAGGGAAAGUGAAGAAUAUAAUCGUUACAACAGACAAGCCAUUGCUGCAAGAAAAUAUAAAAAAGAUGAGUUGAAAAUGAAGAAAACAAUGGCAAAACGACGGAAAGAAAGAAGCAACUACGUAAAUUACUCACAGUUUGUACCUCAUGAAGAAGAACAACAAAACACAACAGAGGAUGAUGAUGUCGAACAAGCAGUCCAAAACAUGUCCCAAAGACCAAGGAAACCGAAAGAUGAGCUUUCAUCGGAAAGAAUAAAAAGAAUAGAAAAACUGCCUCUUAUCAAAAUGUUUUACCAAUACUUGAUAUCAUUUGAAGGAAAGUUCAGAAAACCAAGGGAUGCAUCAGAUCAUUCUCGUCGGAUUUGUCGCUUGCUUUACGAGCUACAAGAUGAACCAAAUGACGCAUCCAUCUUGUGGCAAGAUGAAAGCUUAGAUCAGCUAAGAAAUUCAUUCUUCCUUGGAAACGAUCUCUUACAAAAGCCAAGGGCUCCAAACACGCUAAAAACAUAUGUUGUCUCUCUGAAGUUAUGGUUGAAGUUUAUGCUUGCCAGAAAAGUGAUGAUAAACAACAUUUUCCCUCAGUUAAAUUCAGAGCAAUUUGAAUUAAUUCAAAGUGCAAUAAAAAGAUUGGAAUGUUGGCCAUCUUCAUUCAGAACGGCUAGUCAACAACGCAAAAAUGAAAAUAGAAAAAAAGCAGAAAAACAACGGCUGAGGUCAAAGGACUUUGAGAAGUUGACCAACACUUCAAUAUUGAAAGAAGUGAAAGGAAUUUGUGCUAGAGCACAAAAACCUAACUACUACAUUGAAGUGAAUGAAUUUUGCACAGUCCGAGAUUAUCUCAUGUUAAUGCUUGUCCUUGGAAGUGCCCAACGAUCCGGGGCACUUGCAAACUUAACUGUGGAUGAGUUUGAAAAAGGGGAAUGGAUAGAGCACACUUAUGUAACAAAAACACUAUUACACAAGACACAAUCCUUAGGUCCCGCAAAGCUAUAUUGGGACAAUACCCUAAAAUGCAUAGCAGAUGCCUACUUAAAUAACAUGAGGCAAAUUUUUGCUACAUUGUCUUCUCAUCAUCGUCCUGAGCCUGGCAGAAGCAAUAGUAGAGGUGCAUUUUCAUUGCCAUUUCUGGAAAAGCUCUGGAUGAGAGCCGAAGUUAGUAGAAGGCUGAUAGAGUUCGGAAAAAGUUGA
Messenger RNA from Xenia sp. Carnegie-2017, 1926 nucleotides. RefSeq lists its product as uncharacterized. Bases 1 to 1926 code for a protein of 641 amino acids. The record is from RefSeq and is a predicted model, not a curated record. Lineage: Eukaryota; Metazoa; Cnidaria; Anthozoa; Malacalcyonacea; Xeniidae. The transcript is spliced from 6 exons.